GUCGAGUCCGGCCGCUUUCACACGUACUCUUUCCUCGACAUAUCUAUCUUACUUAACAAAACAGAACGCACCCUGCGAUCAUAGACGCGUCUUUCACCUUCCUCUUCCUUCUUUUUAUUUGGAACCCACACUUUGGUAUUAGGAACGCGCUGCCUUCUUUGCGUGCUGGGUUUACAUGUAAAGCGUCUCUCCUAUCAACUAGCUUUAUCGUCUCUUGGACAGCUAUUUUUGCAUGCGUGUGUGUAUACACAUGUGUGUCCCUCAGCGGAGUAUCGAGUAGCAAGGGUAAGCCGUGAGAAGGAGGUUUUUCUUCUUCUUGCGAGAUCAGCAGGAUGAGUCAGAAGACGGCUGUGGCGGUGCCACGAAUGGCCUCUACAAUUUUACUCCUCGCUCGCAACCUGCGUCCUACCACGGCAUGCGGUGAUACUGGCGGCGCCCCGGAGAACGAUAUUCACGUAUUGAUGAUGAAGCGGCACAGCAAGGCACGCUUCCUGCCCAGCGUGUAUGUUUUCCCAGGCGGCGGCGUCGAUGUGGUGGACUACGCCGUUGCUAGGGAGUACCUGUCGCGGCACUACGACGUGCAGACCCCGCCGACGGCAGCGGUGCCACCGACCUCGCCCUCGCCGUUUCUAGAGUCGACGGUCACCGCCUCUCCGGCGGAGGCAGAGACGGCGGCGUGGGCGUGUCGGGUCGGGGCCCUGCGUGAGCUCGCCGAGGAGACCGCCUGCGUGCUGCGGCGCGACGCGACGGUCUGCACGGCGGCGGAGUGGAAGGCGAGGCGGACGACCCCAAAUGAGGGGGCCGCGUCGCCCGGUGUGUACGACGUUGAGGUCACACCGUCGUUGCGGCCGGUGGCGCGGUUUGUCACGCCAUCGCGCUACAAGUACCGCUACGACACCUACUUCUACGCGGCGUUGGUGAAAGGGGCAGCGCAGGCGCUCCCCCUCGUGGCUCAGGCAAGCGAGGUGGCGGACCUCGUGUGGGUGAGCCCGCUGCAGGCGUUGCGUCGCCACGACAGCCCGUCGGACGCCUUCUCCCUCGCCCCUCCCACGUUUCUGCUGCUGCAUGCUCUUUCUCGGCAGCCGAGCUACGCCGCCUUAGCGGAGACGUGGACCACGACGCUGCCGGCCCCCGCCUCCUCGACGCAUUCCGCAUCGGCGGUCACCCGCGUGGGGACGUUGCCGUACAGCAGCGUGCUGCCCUGCAUCGAGUCUGACAGCCGCGUGACACAGGAGCAGCCGCUCAUUGAGGAUAUCGUGUUGCCGGCGCACUACUUGUAUGAAAAGGGCUGGUCGGAGCCGGAAGGGGCGUACCGUUUCCGCGGCGCGGCGCUUGGCGAGGCGACGCACAUGAUACGCCUGUGGGUUGGAUCGCAUUGGGCACAGAAGCUGAAGGACGGCAGCGUGGACCCGAGCAAGACCGCAUCCCGGGAGCUCGUGCACUGA
Molecule: messenger RNA, 1445 nt
Organism: Leptomonas pyrrhocoris
Lineage: Eukaryota; Euglenozoa; Kinetoplastea; Trypanosomatida; Trypanosomatidae
Exons: 1
Coding region: 333-1445 (370 amino acids)
Cellular component (GO): mitochondrion
Molecular function (GO): hydrolase activity, acting on acid anhydrides, in phosphorus-containing anhydrides
Source: RefSeq, a predicted model, not a curated record